AUGGAAAGAAAAAGAAAGGAAGGAGAGUUUAGUCAGGGAGUGACAGAGAAAGAAAAAGCAGAAUACUAUUUAUUAAGGAAAGGAAAGGAAAAAGUUGGUCGUGGUCAUGCAUGGGUGGGAUUCCCAAGGAAGAGAAUCGAAUCAGCACCACUUCUCUUUGCUGUUGUUGGCUCUUCUUUACAGUUUGCUCCUCUUCUCCCCUUUACCCUUCUCCAAGAGAAUGGAAGACAGAUAUCUUAUGGAUAUGUAGAGACUGGAACUGCAGAUCAUGCCAACACCUCAACUUCCAGAGGCGUGACUCGUGCCAACGUUGUGGGGACGCGAGGUCCGGAGGUGAUUUUGGAGGUUUUGGUGGGCGCGGUGGCUCAUCCUUUGGGUUCACCGGGUCGGAUGUUCGCCCAGGUGACUGGUACUGCGCUGCCGGCAACUGUGGGGCCCACAACUUUGCUAGCCGCUCAAGUUGCUUCAAAUGUGGAGUGUACAAGGAAAUUGACUCAGCCGGGGGCAUUGAUUCUGACUUUGCCCGCUCUAGAGGGUUUGGUGGGAGUACUACUGGAGGUGGCAAUCGAUCUGGAUGGAAAUCCGGGGAUUGGAUUUGCACUAGGUGGGGAUGCAACGAACAUAACUUUGCAAGCAGAAUGGAGUGCUUUAAGUGCAAUGCCCCAAGAGACCUUAGCAACAGAACUUCAUACUAGAUAUAAUUUCUCAAUUUCCGGGCUUCCUGCAGGAAGUGUAUCUUUCUAG
Molecule: messenger RNA, 744 nt
Organism: Dovyalis caffra
Lineage: Eukaryota; Viridiplantae; Streptophyta; Magnoliopsida; Malpighiales; Salicaceae
Source: the annotation of a GenBank genome assembly